Bufo gargarizans (Asiatic toad) is the source of this 1641-nucleotide messenger RNA. Its product is annotated as ecto-ADP-ribosyltransferase 5-like. NCBI's taxonomy places the organism in Eukaryota, Metazoa, Chordata, Amphibia, Anura, Bufonidae. The transcript is spliced from 7 exons. The coding region runs from base 90 to 1346 and encodes 418 amino acids. The record is from RefSeq and is a predicted model, not a curated record. Gene Ontology annotation, molecular function: NAD+-protein-arginine ADP-ribosyltransferase activity; NAD+ poly-ADP-ribosyltransferase activity.
ACCACAGGUCCUUUCCCUCUACCAGGAGUGUGACUGCAGGAGAAGGUUCCCAGAAUCGUGGAGCUUUUACUGUGAAGAUUACAUCAGAAAUGCUUUGUCUCACUGGCGUCAUCUUCUGGCUUCUGGCCGCCUUUCAGUGUCUACAGGUUUAUGGUGGAAUUCAUAAAAUGACAUCCAAUCCCAAUGUAUUUGAUGACCAGUACAUUGGCUGCUAUGAUAAACUGGAGAAGAACAUCAUGCCUAAGGUGCUUCAUAAGGAGAAGGAAAAUAAGCAGUUUAAGGAAGCGUGGGUCAAUGCAGCUGAGUGGUGGUACUACAUAAAAGAUAAUCUUGAACUUCCGGAAGGGUUUCAGGAUGAGUAUGGAGUAGCUGUACUGACUUUCACCAAAAACUAUCCAGAGGGGAAUCCUAUAGGCCAGCAGAUGAAUGGAAACCUCACCGUGGCAGGAGCCUCACAGAAAGAUUACAUGGAGAAGUUCCACUUCAAAGCCCUUCACUUCUACCUAACGAGAGCUUUGCAAAUGCUAAAACCCAACUGUGAAGAAAGCUACAUAACGUAUAGAGGAAGUGAACACUUCAUCCACAUACAACCAGUUUCUAGAUUUGACAGUUUCACCUCAUCUUCUUUGAAUCCUGAGGAAGCACAAAUGUUUGGCAGUAAAUCUCUCUUUCAGAUAACAACUUGCUUUGGUGCCAAACUUGGUAAAUUGUCAUUUUCUCCAUUAGAUGAAGAAGUUCUGAUUCCUCCAACAGAAAAGUUUGUAUUUGUGACAGAACACGAUUCAUUCUAUAUGCUGAAAAGUACUGGUCAGAUGUGCAGCUACUUCAACUGUGCCUAUCUAGAAGCUGAGAAGCGAAAAGAUCCUAUUUGUCGAUCAGCUACAACUGAACCAAUGGGAGGAACAAAAUAUGGAGAUCAGCUGAAUGUGAUGUCUGCAGCUGAAAUGGAGGAGCGGAUGAAGGUUUUUGAGGAGAAAAUCAAUCAGAAUCAACUAUUCUGGAAGCAUCACCACGCCGAGCUGGGCGCCAUGUUCCAGCAAUUUACUGAAAGUGGGAAUGAAACCAACCUGUACCGUACCCUGAGGCAACUGAGCGAUUUUCUAAAGGCUCUAAAUGACCUGACAGAUUCUAUAUCGAGCGAGGUGAAAGCGGUGGAACAGAACGAGGGGAAGAUUGUUCAUCUCCUCAUCCUACAUGAGGAAGCCUUUAACAUUCUGAGGAAAGAAGUCAAACAUCAGCGAGUCUCUAUCUUCGGCCUUGUCAUCUGGUUUCUAAUAUUUCUUAUCACCGGUGCUACCAUUUUGGUCUAUAAGACCUGCAUGAGGAAUCCUGGAGCUCGAUGGUGACAUCACGUCAGAAGCACUGGUUGUGACAGUAUUAGGUUCAUGGAUGCAACCAACCCCCCACCGGCAUCCAUUUCCUUCCACAGUGUGAGUGAUAUCAUAACCCUGGGGCAACGUCCUGCUGAAAGCUAGUACUGUGUGAAAGGCCCUGGGAGAACACAAGUGAAGGAUGUGGCUGGAGCUCACUGCAGAUCAGAAGGUUCAGCUGCUUCACACUUUCAUAGUUAAUAUGGUUAAAAAAAGACAUUAGUCCUUCAAGUUCAAUCUUUCUUCAAAUAAAUUAAAGUUUUUCUAGGUU